This is a messenger RNA of Nymphaea colorata (pocket water lily), 1295 nucleotides long. Its product is annotated as GDSL esterase/lipase At3g09930-like. Bases 25 to 1062 code for a protein of 345 amino acids. Gene Ontology annotation, molecular function: hydrolase activity, acting on ester bonds. The transcript has 5 exons. The record is from RefSeq and is a predicted model, not a curated record. Lineage: Eukaryota; Viridiplantae; Streptophyta; Magnoliopsida; Nymphaeales; Nymphaeaceae.
CUCUCUCUCCCUCUAGCUUUCUCCAUGGAGGCAAGUUCCUUCUUGUGCUUCUGUCUGGUACUUCUCUUAGGCAUCAACGCGGCAGGCUUAUCUGAUCAGGGCGUCCAGCAUCUGCCAAAGCGCCUCUUUGUGUUUGGUGACUCGGCCGUCGACACGGGGAACACAGGGAAAAACUCUGUCCAAGCGUGGAGGCCUCCAUACGGAAGCACUUUCCCCGGAAAACCGUCCGGCAGGUUCUCAGAUGGCCGGCUUCUGACUGAUUUUAUCGCGGCCUAUCUAGGAAUGCCGUCUCCUACUCUUUACAAAGCGAGACGUGUCGGUGGCGAUCGGCAGCGAUACGGUAUGAAUUUCGCUUAUUCCGGAACUGGUGUUUUCGACACGGUUGUUAUGCUGCCCAACUUAACAACACAGAUCGGUUUCUUUGAGCAACUUAUCAAUGGAGGCACGUAUCGGUGGUCCGACCUGAGAUCAUCCAUGGCACUCGUCUCAGCUUCGACCAAUGACUACAGUUUUUAUUUGUUGAGAAAAGGGACACUAGAGGGGUUGAAUGAGUUCACAGGGUUGGUGGUGAACCAGACUGCCGUGGACCUGCGGCGCCUGAGUCGAUUGGGCGUGGGGAAGAUAGCCAUCCUGGGUCUCUUCCCAUUUGGCUGCUUUCCAGUCAUAAGGCAGCUGCUGGCCUCGGCCCCCUCGUCUUGCGAUGACCUCUUUAACCGCUAUUCCUCUCAACACAACAGCCUGCUGCGCAAAGCCGUUGACGACAUCAAUGCCGAGCUUGGCCGUCCAUCGCACGUCGUUAUGCUUGAUACCUACAGUGCUGCAGAUUCCAUAAUGCGCCAUCACAAUGGGUUGGGACCAAGGUUUAAUGAUCCGUUGAAGCCAUGUUGCAUGGGGCUGAACUCCAGCACCGCCUGCGGGAGCGUCGAUGUUCAAGGAAAGCCACUGUACACGGUGUGCCGGAGCCCAGCGUCUGCCUUCUUCUGGGACCUUGCUCACCUAACACAGGCUGGUUCUUCUGCCAUGUUCCGCUACUUCCUCCCAACUCUUCAACAGUUUUUUUGAAGCCGCCGGGUACGGUGCCAAUCGAAACCGUCUAUAUAAAUACGAAAUGGCUCAUUUGACCUUGUGGAUUAAGUUUUCAAGACUUUCGGCCUGUUGAAAGUCAGGAUUUUGUAAAACUUGUUUGGACUCUUGACUUUGUGUACGUUGUGAUUGUGUGCUAGAACACUUCAUACAUUAACCUUGCAGCUGGAAAAUAAGCCCGACUCGCUCGUCAUUUGACUCGUGUCUACAUG